This is a messenger RNA of Rotaria socialis, 918 nucleotides long. The record is from the annotation of a GenBank genome assembly. Lineage: Eukaryota; Metazoa; Rotifera; Eurotatoria; Philodinida; Philodinidae.
AUGGCAGCAAAUAUUCAUGGCAGUUGUAUUAAGUGUGGUAAAACUGGUGGAGUACUUUUUUGUAAUGGUUGUCAACAAACUUUAUGUUUUAAACAUGUUAGUGAACAUCGAGAUGAAAUUGAAAAACAAUUAGAAGAUUUAAUCAGUCAAGAAACUCAAUUUGAGAAUAAUCUUAAUCAAAGAGAUGAUUCACAUGAUUUAUUUAAUGAUAUUGACAAAUGGAAAAAAGAAAUGAUUGAACAAAUAAAACAAAUAGCUAAACAAGCUAAAGAAGAUCUUAGACAACUAAUUAAUCAGUCUAAUGAAAAAUUAUUUAAAAAGUGCGAAGAACUUAAAGAAAAUCUUCGUUUAUUAAAAGAAUCAGAAGAUUUAUCAGAAAUAGAAUUAAAAAAAUUCUCAAACGAAUUAAAUCAUUUAAAUAAAGAAAUAAAUGCAUUUCAGUUAAUAAAAUCAUCGAAUACAAUGUCUAUAAAAAUUGAACAACAACAAACUAAUGAAAUUUCGUUCCCAAAAUCACCAUCAAACGAUAACAUUUUACCUUCUGUAGAACAAAGUCAUUCAAAAGAACAAGGUUCAAUAUUAAUACGUGAAAUUGAUCCGUAUGGACAUUUUAUAAUAAUUGAGUAUAAUGGUUUAAUAACGGAUAAAGAACAAGAUAUGGUCGGAUGGACAUUGAAGCGUUCAAUCGAUUCCUAUACAGAUAUUAUUUAUCGAUUUCCAAAUGAUUUCACUCUCAAACCAAAAUCAUUCAUUAAAAUUCUUUCAAAACAUGCAAGUAAAACACGUUAUUCAUAUGAAAAAAAAAAUAUUUUAAUUGCUGAUUCUGUACCGACAUGGGGAACUGGAAUUAAAAUAAUUAUUAAUCGUCUUAUUGAUGCAAAUGGGGAUGAAAGAGAUGUUUUUACACAAACAUUUUAA